CAGGUCCUGCCAGCGGGCGCCGGGGUCCUAAAUACUGCCUUUGCCGCGAGAACCGUCGAGCCUGGACUGCGAGCCGCGCGGCUGCGGCGUCCGUGUUCGCCGGGAGGCUGGGCCCCGCCGGGAGGGCGAACGGGCCGCGAGGCUGCAGGCGCGGAGUCCUACGACCCCGGCAGUGCGCGGCGCCCCAGACCUCCGCAACAACCCAAUCUGCCGCGCUCGGCGCCUAGGCAAACGGAGCUGCCCCGGCCCCGCGCGGAUCAUGGCGGGCUGCGGGGGGCUGGCCCUGCUCCUGGCCGCCCUGCUGGGCAGUGCGUGGGCGCGGAGGAGCCAGGACCUGCAUUGUGGAGCCUGCAGGGCUCUUGUGGAUGAAUUGGAGUGGGAAAUUGCCCAAGUAGAUCCCAAGAAGACCAUCCAGAUGGGUUCCUUUCGUAUUAACCCUGAUGGCAGCCAGUCAUUUGUGGAGGUGCCCUAUGCCCGCUCAGAAGCACACUUGACUGAACUGCUGGAACGGGUUUGUGAACAAAUGAAGGAAUAUGGGGAACAGGCUAACCCUACCACUCAUCGAAAGAAUUAUGUACGUGUAGUGAACCGGGACAAACAAGCUAAUGAGCUGGACACGGAGGGCAUUCGAAUUGAUGGAGACAUCAGAGCCAGCCUCAAGUUUGCGUGUGAGAGCAUCGUAGAAGAAUAUGAGGAUGAGCUUAUUGAGUUCUUUUCCCGAGAGACUGACAAUGUUAAAGACCGACUCUGUAGCAAACGUACUGAUUUAUGUGACCAUGCCCUGCACAUAUCUCAUGAUGAACUGUGACCCACUGGAGCAGACCUGAUGGACCACCCCCUAGGAGGGGAAGAGGGGCUGCAAUACCUUUUAUAUGAUGUUUUUACUAAAAUGAACCCCACCAAAAAAGGAGAAAAAAAAAUAAUGGUGCAAACUAAGUUGUGUCUUCCCACCAAUCUCACUCCCUUGUAUUGGGUCUGGAAGCCUACAGAAGAGGAACAGAGAAAGAAUUUGGGAGUCGGGGUAGAAUGAACAUGUAUCUCUCCCAAGGAACUGGUUUUAUUCAUUCAAUCAUUUCUUGAAUGCUUAUUCUAUGAUGGAGCCAGCCCCAUUAUGACCCUAAUUUAGGGUAUAAAACAAACAUGAAAACUAGAGACCCAACAUUUCACAAACAUUACCUGCCAUGUACUAUAUAAUGCAUCAGAGAAGCAAGGAUUUCUGCCCUUAUAUUUGAGCAGACAAGAUUAGCUUCUGUUACAUGCAUUUUUAAUGUAAGUACAUGAGUAAUAUGUGAACUCGGCUUAGUAACUUCCCAUAUAUGAAGGAUUAGGUAAGAUUUCAUGGAAUACAUAAUAAUAAACUUUAAAAGACAGAUAGAAUGUUGGUAAGUAAAGGUGAGGAUUGGGGGACAUUCCAGGUUUAAAGAAGAGGUUCAGCAAAUGUAUUUAGGUGGAAAAACAUGGAAUGUAUUUGUGAGGUAGAAGAUGAUCAGGAACUAAAUAUUUGUAAUAGUGGUGAGAAAUAACACUGGAAAGAUGGAUUGGAAUCAUAUUGAGGAGGGUCUUGAAAACCACAAUAGAGACUGGAUUUUGGUAGGCAUGAGUGCCAGAAAUACUAAUCUAGCAUUGAUAGAUAAACUGUGGAUGUGGAAGAAGAAGGGCAUGGAAGCACAACAAGAGGCUAUUAGCUUAGGUGAUAUAUUGGGGGCAGUGAGAUUGGUUAAGAAUGGGACUAGAUUGGUUGAAAGGAAAUUGAAGUAUCAGAUGUUUGUGGAUAUUGGGAGAACAGUAUGUGGUUGAUUAAGACAGUAAGAAAGUAAAAGCGCAGGAAUGGGAAGUAGGAGGGAUUCAUUUAGUUUUAGAUGUGCUGAGCUUGAGAGUUAAGUGGGACACACAGAUGGAAAUGACAGACUGCAACUUGGAGAGAUCGGGCCCAGGAAUAUUUGCUUGUGGGUUGGCUUCUUGGGUAGAGAUCCCCAAAUGAAAACAGACAUCCAAGUUCAGCCUUUGGCAGAUGGUUACUC
Messenger RNA from Sarcophilus harrisii (Tasmanian devil), 2021 nucleotides. It is a transcript of the gene CNPY2, whose product is annotated as canopy FGF signaling regulator 2. The transcript has 6 exons. NCBI's taxonomy places the organism in Eukaryota, Metazoa, Chordata, Mammalia, Dasyuromorphia, Dasyuridae. The coding region runs from base 260 to 808 and encodes 182 amino acids. The record is from RefSeq and is a predicted model, not a curated record. Gene Ontology annotation, cellular component: endoplasmic reticulum.